AUGGCGCCCACCUCAUCACUGGCCUUGGCCUCUGUGGCCGAGAGCAUGGUGCUGGCCCGCUACGCUCCAGCCUACAGCAUCACGAACUCCAAUUUUCUUAGGCCCCUGGCUUUGUUCUGGAUACAGAUGUUGCUUUGGUUUACAUGGUCUGCGGUCAUCUAUCCGCAUUUCCUCAGCCCCCUGAGGCAUCUGCCUCAGCCGAAGGGCGGCCAUUGGUUGAUGGGGCAUUUCAACAAGAUCCGGAAAGAAAACACCGGAGAACCUGCCCGAGAAUGGUCCCAGACCGUCCCCAAUGAAGGACUCAUCUACUAUCGCUUCGCUUUCAACUCCGAGCGAGUGCUUGUGACAUCGCCUAAAGGCCUUGCAGAAGUACUGGUUCACAAGAACUACGAAUUCAUCAAGCCCGGAACUAUUCGUGACGGUAUUGGAAGGAUUCUCGGCAUUGGCAUCCUCCUCGCCGAGGGUGAUGAGCACAAGAGGCAGAGAAAGCUGCUUAUGCCUGCCUUCCAUUUCCGUCACGUCAAAGAUCUGUACCCUGUUUUCUGGACCAAGGCUCAAGAGGCUGCUCAAGCCAUGAUUGCUGCGAUUCAGCAGCCCGCGCCUUUGGCAGAGAAGCCGUCUUCCGUCGUCGAUAUUGCCAACUGGGCUUCGAGAGCGACCUUGGAUAUCAUCGGCGUUGCAGGCAUGGGCAAGGACUUCGGAGCGGUUGCCGACCCCAACAGCGAACUCAAUGCUACCUACAGGAGGAUUUUCUCGCCAAAUGCUGUCGCGCGCUUCCUGCAACUUCUCGGCCUCAUUAUCCCAUUCUGGGUUCUGCGGAAGCUACCUAUCAAGAGGAACAUGGAGGUUGAUGAAGCGGCCGAGACCAUCAAACGGAUAUCCCGGGAAAUCAUCCAAAGCAAGCGGAAACACUUGGAAAAGAACGAACGCACCGAAGUCGACAUUGUCUCUGUUGCUCUUGAGUCUGGAGGCUUCAGUGACGAGGAUCUGGUCAACCAGAUGAUGACUUUCCUCGCCGCCGGCCACGAAACAACGGCGACCUCACUCACGUGGGUAGCUUACCUUCUCGCCAAGCACCCCGAUGUGCAGAAGCGCCUUCGUGAGGAAAUCCGCGCGAACUUGCCUUCCCCAGAAUCCGGGAAACAGAUCACUUCUACGGAUAUCGAUCGGCUGCCGUACCUGAACGCCGUGUGCAACGAAGUUCUUCGUUUCUACGCCCCCGUCCCAAUGACACUCCGUAUCUCGGACAGAGACACAACCAUUCUCGGCAAAUUCAUCCCUAAAGGCACGACAAUCGUGCUGUCGCCGUGGGCAACGAACACGAGCAAAGAGCUUUGGGGAGAGGAUGCGAUGGAAUUCAACCCUGAUCGCUGGCUGGGCACCGGCCGUGCCAACACCGGAGGUGCGGACAGCAAUUACAGCUUCCUGACCUUCCUGCAUGGGCCGAGAAGCUGCAUCGGUCAGGCCUUUGCAAAAGCGGAGUUCGCGUGCUUGGUGGCAGUGUGGAUUGGCAAGUUUGAGAUGGAGCUGGCCAACCCUGAUGCGGAGCUGGAACUGCAAAGUGGCAUUACUGCUAGACCAAAGGGCGGGCUGCCCGUGAAACUAAAGGUUGUCGAUGGUUGGUAG
Molecule: messenger RNA, 1626 nt
Organism: Lasiodiplodia theobromae
Lineage: Eukaryota; Fungi; Ascomycota; Dothideomycetes; Botryosphaeriales; Botryosphaeriaceae
Product: Cytochrome P450
Exons: 2
Coding region: 1-1626 (541 amino acids)
Molecular function (GO): monooxygenase activity; heme binding; oxidoreductase activity, acting on paired donors, with incorporation or reduction of molecular oxygen
Source: RefSeq, a predicted model, not a curated record